Arachis duranensis is the source of this 1293-nucleotide messenger RNA. RefSeq lists its product as uncharacterized. Bases 185 to 901 code for a protein of 238 amino acids. NCBI's taxonomy places the organism in Eukaryota, Viridiplantae, Streptophyta, Magnoliopsida, Fabales, Fabaceae. Gene Ontology annotation, biological process: dephosphorylation. The transcript has 11 exons. The record is from RefSeq and is a predicted model, not a curated record. Gene Ontology annotation, molecular function: phosphatase activity.
UCUACACCUUCUCCUAUCUACUUGAAACCCUGUUGGGCUUCACUAGAGAGAUCGGAAACAUGUAUAAUUAAAACCCACGGGCCCAAAAUCGCUUCCAUCAGGCCAGCACCACUCCGGAACAAAGGGCAACCGGCGGCGAACAGAGAUCGACAAAGGCAAUCUGAGUCGUCGAGGGAGAAGAAACAUGGCUUCGUUUGGUUCUCUAAAAUCCACGAUAUUCGAAAGAGAAGAGAGAAAACAGCAGUAUCAGGCGCAUAUUCGAGGCCUCAAUGCAUACGAUCGCCACAAAAAGUUCAUAAAAGAUUACGUUAGUUUCUACAGGCAAGAUAAACCUUCAAAUAUAAAGUUGCCUAUCAAAACAGAUCAAGACACACUAAGAGAAGGAUACAGAUUCAUACGCUCCGAGGAAGAUGAUAUGGAAUCAUCAUGGGAACAAAGGCUGGUGAAGCGUUAUUAUGAUAAGCUUUUUAAAGAAUACUGCCUUGCCGACAUGUCGCAGUACAAGAGUGGUAAGAUUGGUCUCAGGUGGAGGACAGAGAAGGAAGUCAUGUCAGGCAAAGGGCAGUUCAUAUGUGGUAACAAGCAUUGUGAUGAGAGAAAUGGAUUAGCCAGCUAUGAAGUUAACUUUUGUUACUUCGAAGCUGGAGAAAACAAACAAGCAUUGGUUAAAUUGGUAGCAUGUGAGAGAUGUGCAGAGAAACUUAACUACAAAAGGCAAAAAGAGAAGGAACAAUUACAGAAAAGAGUACAAGAAGAGGAUAGAAGAAAGAGGAACCGGUCAAAGAGUGCUGAUGAUCUAGAUGAGUUCCAAGAAAGCAAAGAUAGAAGACGGAAAGGUAAAAAGGCUGCCAUUGAUGAUGAAGAUAACUUCGAUGAGUUUCUCGAGGAGAUGUUCCCCUGAUCAUGAUUGGUUCAGGAAUGCAAGAGAUACACAAGAUUAGGCAUUCAUAGGACAGCCUUUCUUAUUGAUAAUCAGUAAAACGGCUCAGAGAAUGUUGUGGCAACUAUGAUUAUGUAUAUCUAUAAUAUGGUAGGUAAAUUUUCAUAGUGCACGAUACAUUGAAUGGCUUACCUAUGUAUGUAGUGUAAAUAAAGUAGCUUUGCAAAAGGAACUAAUUACUUGGUACUGGGAAAAACCACAUUUAGUAUGUGUAUUGAAAAAUUUAUGAUUGCUGGGACCAAACAAGGGGAAGUUGUUAUUCCCACCGAUAUUUGGGAGUAAGAUAUUCUUCCAUUUUAUAGUGAUAAAAUAACUAUUAUUAUUUACAAAGAGAAAAAUCUUUUUUUUUUUAA